Corticium candelabrum is the source of this 1956-nucleotide messenger RNA. RefSeq lists its product as uncharacterized. Gene Ontology annotation, molecular function: catalytic activity. Bases 1 to 1956 code for a protein of 651 amino acids. Gene Ontology annotation, cellular component: nucleus. The transcript is spliced from 5 exons. The record is from RefSeq and is a predicted model, not a curated record. Gene Ontology annotation, biological process: chromatin remodeling. Lineage: Eukaryota; Metazoa; Porifera; Homoscleromorpha; Homosclerophorida; Plakinidae.
AUGGCCUUCAGAUAUGGAGGAUCUGUGACUUCAAGCAGUUUGGCUGAUGAGGCAAAUGUGACUGGACCUAUUCUAUGCAGUUCAAUGGCUCUGAGGGCAAUCAUACCGAGUGUAGCUGGCAAGUCACAUGCAUCUAGACGCAUAAGUUCUCUUGUUGCAUCUCUUGCCCCAGAGAUCUGUUUUGUGCGUUCUGGACGAGAGAGUUCCUUUAGUGUUUCCUAUUACUGGGACUUCUGUUCUCUUUCUUUAAAGUCUUACAGCGAUAGAGGAGGGGCGACGAUGACAGGCAUAGGAUGGUGUCGGGAGUCAUCAGUCACGAAUCUGCAUCGCAAAACGGCAAUUCUCUCUCAUGAGCUAAAGCGUUAUAGGAUUGACAUCGCUGCCCUUAGUGAAACUCACCUUGCGGACAACGGAGAGUUACGUGAAGUAGGUGGUGGAUUCACAAUCUUUUGGAAAGGUCGACCCCCUAGUGAGAAGAGGCAGUCUGGUGUUGGUCUUGCCAUUAGGACAUCUCUUGUUAAUCGUCUCGAUACUCUUCCAAAGGGCAUCACCGAUCGCCUUAUGACUGUUCGUGUUCUUCUGACUUCACACAAUUACCUAACUAUCAUCAGUGCCUAUGCUCCAACUAUGUGUGAUACAAUCGAGGCCAAAGAAAAGUUUUAUGAUGAUCUGAAUAAUGUGAUAAAGUCUGUGUCACCAAAAGACAAAUUACUGCUUUUAGGAGAUUUCAAUGCUCGUGUUGGAUCUGACCAUGAAGCCUGGGCUGGCUUUCUUGGCCACCAUGGCAUCGGAACCGAAAACAGUAAUGGCACCCUUCUUCUGACCCUUUGUGCAUCUCAUGAUUUAACAAUAACAAACACAUUGUUUCAACAACAAGAUAAAUACAAGACAACAUGGAUGCACCCGCGGUCGUCUCGUUGGCAUAUGAUUGACUUUGCUAUUGUUCGUCGGGCAGACGUAAAAUAUGUCAAACACACAAGAGUAAUGCGUGGUGCAUCUGCUACUGAUCUAUCUGAUCAUAGAAUGGUGCGGAUCAAUCUCUUGUAUACUAUCAAGGCUCCUGCACGCCAUCAAUCCAAGAGUAAACAACAGAAGUUGAAUGUGGAUAGUCUACGAACACUUGGCGCCAGAGAGAAUCUCUGUGAGAAAAUUUCUGAAACUUUAGGGAGUGUGCCUGCUUGUACAUCUGCGUGUGAUAUUGAUUCACAGUGGUCAUGCUUACGUGAUUCUGUUUAUGAUGCAUUAAAACAGGUUCUUGGCAUCCAAGGAAAGAAACAUCAAGACUGGUUUGACGACAAUGACAUUGAUAUUUGUAAUCUCCUUGACAGAUUACAUCAUAAGCAUCGGGCGUGGUUGGCUGACAGGAACGAUUAUAGAAAAGCCAAUGCUUAUAGAUCCAGCAAGAGAUUAGUUCGAUCACGACUUGGUGCUAUGAGGGAUGCAUGGUGGGAUGAGAAAGCAAAAGAGCUCCAGCUAGCCAGUGACCGACAUGACAUGAGGACAUUGUAUACUGGCCUGAGACAAAUCUUUGGUCCAGAAUUCAGUGGAAGUACACCACUUCGCACUGCUGAUGAAUCCUCAAUGUUGCAUGGUAAAGAAGACAUCCUGGAUCGUUGGGUAGAGCAUUUUUCAUCUGUUCUCAAUCGGCCUUCUUGUAUCUGUGAGGAAGCCAUUGAAGCAAUCCCACAGAUGCCCCUUAUCUCACAAAUGUCUGACCCUCCUUCUAUACUUGAAAUUGGCAAUGUAAUUGCCAAUAUGUCAAAUGGCAAGUCUCCAGGUGCAGAUGGCUUGCCUGUUGAAGUCUUUAAACAUGGUGGCCCCUUGCUGUUAACCAAACUAGGUGAUCUCGUCAGAGAAUGUUGGGAACAGGAGAGAGUCCCUAAAGCAUUUAAGGAUGCUCACAUUGUGCAUUUGUACAAGAAGAAAGGUGAUAAAUCUGACUGCAACAACCAUUGA